GAAUAAAUGACACGCAAUAGCGAGGAACCAAUAAAAAACGACGCGCAAAUACAUGAGUUUUUAUAAAUCAAGUGCAAAACAUUUAAAACUUAUCGCGUAAUUUGAUUCUUGUAAUUCUUGUGGUAGUGAAAUUUGUCCUUAUAUUUGUUAUGACAAAAAAUAUAUUGUUUUGAUACUGCACAGGCAUGACGACGGCGUGACUUCCAUGCCCUGCGUUCCUACGGAAGGGCGUGCAGAUUACGUUUACUAUGAAUGAUUUUAUCUCUUUCUAAACUCAAGUGUCUGUGAAUGACCGAGUGUAAUAGCGAGCGUACCGAAUUAUGGAUUGAAAAGUGUUUGUUGUUGAUGUAUUUUGAUAUUUUCAAAGCGACGCAAGUGUUGUUAUCUCGUCCGAGAAUCAUAGUGGCGCGGCAGAGAGUAAAAGCGUAAGCGGUCAUAUGGCGCCUGUCGGACUACGCCGGACGCGGAUUUGCUACGCCAUUCGAUUUAAUACCGAGCGCUUUACUAUUUACGCGCUAUUGAAAAGAGAUAGUACGUAUUUUUAGUCGCGUCGACGGUGAAGAGAAGACUAGAAUUCGUUUGACUUUCGUCACGUAAACAACUUCAAGGUUAAGCGGUUGUCGUGUGUCUGAGUCUUAAGGCUGGGAUGCGGACACAUUGACAUGGCUGCGAUAUCAGGCGGAGGCGCCGUGGUGCGCCAGGGCCACCUUCGGAAAUUGAAGACAAUGAAAAAGAAAUAUUUUGUGCUACGUGCUGAAACUGCAGACUGUUCCGCUCGCUUAGAGUAUUAUGAGUCGGAGAAGAAGUUCCGAUCAGGAGCUGCACCACGUCGGGUUCUUCCUUUGAAGAGCUGCUAUAACAUAAUGAGAAGAUUGGAUCUAAAACAGAAACAUGUAAUUGCUCUGUUUACGAAAGAGGAGCAACUGUGUAUUGUUGCAGAGAAUGAGCAGGACCUGCAUACUUGGCUGACUGCUAUCCUUAAACUGCAUCGCUCAGAUGAUGCCAGUGAUGAAUUGCUGCAUCCCAUACAACACGUAUGGCAAGUGAACGUACAGAAGAAAGGCCUGGGCGCGUCAAAGAACAUCCAGGGGCUGUACAACCUUUGUCUAACGGACAAGACCCUUACCCUGGUGAAGAUUAAAAGCCACAACAAUAUAAUCAGCGAUCUCGGCAUACCGGAGCGGGUGGAGUACUCCUUAAAAAAUAUCAGAAGAUGCGGCGAUUCAGAGUGCUUCUUCUAUAUGGAGGUGGGGCGUCAGACGGCGACGGGUGCGGGCGAGCUGUGGAUGCACUCCGAUGACUCGAACAUCGCGCAGAGCAUGCACUCCACGAUAUACCAUGCAAUGAGAAAUUGUGCAAAAGAGACUGAAAACGAAAAGGAUCACAUAAUUUUGGGCAAAAGUUCACUACUGGAUGGUACAAACCCGCUACCUGCUAGGCGGCAAACCUACUCCGAUGGACGUGGCCGAGCCGGUUUAUACAACGGUAAGUCAGUUUUCGACUCUAAUACUUUGGUAUUAGGUGUUAAAUUGGUUUAGAUUUAAGAUAUUAAUCAGUUCUAGCUGUAGGAUAAAUACAAGGGCGCAUAAUAGGUGUCGCUCAUACUCUACAAGUCACGUAUAAUAAAUAAUUUAGUCGUUAUUAUAUAAUGUUAUGAUGACAUUACUUCAAUAAGAUGAUACACUGUUGCAUAUUAUGCCGAUUGUAAUUAUUACUAUUAUAUUUAAUGUAAAGAUUUCUUAUAUUUACACAAAUACUUUCACACUAGUAAUUAAAAGCUAUAGAGGUAGCUUUCCUAAGUAGGUUGCUCUGCUAGCCUAGGGUAACUAUGACAUCAGUACACUCAUCCCUGAGACAUCGUUGCUAGAAAGAACUCCGAAAAUGUGAGCUAAAGUUAAAAUUGAGUGUGAUAGAAUCUGUUAGGUUAGUUUCAUUAAAAUGCACAAUAUAAUUUACUUUUGUACUGAUUGUUUGUAAUGGCCAAAUAUUCAAACGCUACUCAAUUUUAGGAUGUCGGUAAGUCUCGUGAUGUCACAGUCACUUUGACUUAAAGUGAUAGUGAAGUCGCGAGCAGCAAAAACAUAUGAGUGACAUCUUUUAUUAAAUUAUUAAUUUCUAUAUCCUAUACACUACUGAUCAUUUUGCGAUUUUUUUACGUUAUACAUAAUAUAGUAAAUGGACCAUCUUCACACAUAUUUUCCUUGUAUUAAAGAAAUAUCUAUUUAGGAUAGUUUCUUGAAACAUGUUUAUCCACAUCAAUUACAUAUCACGUUAUUUUUAAGGCUUCACUUAGUUGUAAUACCUUUUUUACAUUAUAUAUCAGCAGCCACAUGCACCACUGUAACACGUCUGCUCCCACUGCCACAAAGUAUAUAGUUUAUUAACCUUGUAUUAUUGUGAUAUAGUUCGCAAAUAAAGCCGUACUUGACGUUUUUAAAUGUGAUUUUUGCUAAUAAUAUGACAGCAUUUUGUGCUAAUAUGCUUUAGCUCAGAAUCGUGCGACCUAUAUCGAAUGUAACUUAACCGGUCCGACCGCACUAAAGUUACAUGUAAAGACUGUUUGGAAUAGCUUUAACAGAACAAAAAUGUAGUAAAAACUAUAAUACAGUCUACUUACUUGCUACUUACAUUCUAUAAUACAGUAGCUAUAUUACUGCAAUAUAGCAUGUAAGUUGGUCUAUAUAUAAUAUGGUAUCUUUGGGUCGGAACGGUGUUUUUUUUUUAUACUUACUAACCAUAUUUGUUGGGGUUGUAACGAAUGGUAAAGUCGCUUUAAAUGAGUAUAUUACUAAAAAUUAUGAUUUAUUAUCUUUUGAGUAUUUGUGAAAUUUACGUAUUCGUUGCAAUUGUAACUGUAGUAGAUUAGAAUUUGUCUUUGUAGUUUAGAAUUAGUGCAAUAAUCGGUUGCGGUAUUUUUCAUUUUAUCUUUCCUAUUGGAGUAUCAUAAAAAAGGGAAUUUCAAACGAAUCAAGAGUCAAUCAAAAUGGAUUUUGAUUGUAUGUAAGCAAACAGUACAUUUUUUUCUUUUGCAUAUAAGGACCAAUCAAAAUUCCACUCUAAAUAUAUGCUUGUAAGAGCUACAUUGGCUCAAAUCUAUUGCAGACAAAGGCCUGUGUGUUGGCUCGUGUAUAAGACAAUGCGUCUGUCCAACAGCCACGUACUCCAUUGACGACUCGGCGGCGGCCAUCGCGCCCUUGACGCCUAGAAAUGGUACGAAAUCACUUAAAUGGAAUCGCUAAAGCGAUUAACUGUGACAGGGUGACUGUUGUCACCACUCGGGCGAUUUAACAUCACCUUGUAGCUUCACCACCUUAUACUUUCACACUUUUCGUAGGAUUUACCUAAUUAGGUGUCUGUAAUGAAGAUAUUUUAACAAUGGUUGUGAUUCUAACUUUGUAUUAACUUAACUUUAUGCUGUUUAAAACGAUAGACAAAUAACAAAUCAUGGAAUAGGUCAAGCAUGAGUUUGCAUUACGAUAUGAAAAUUUCGCAUAUUAUGCAUACGACUGAAAUCUAGUUUAAGUAUGUUUAUAGUAGAACGUGAUAUUUUACUAACUUAUGAUGAAUCUCUUGUUUAUUAUAUUUACAUAGUACUCUAUCUUUUCCUCCAUUCCUUUACCACGUUUUUAUUAACUCGCUUUCAUGUAUAGUCUGUUCGCUAAGAUAGUGUCGGUACACCCGGAGGCGCACUUAUUAUUUUGCUAUCAUUUUUUAUUGUGUUUGUUAAAUAAUUUUCUAUUCUAGUAAUAAAAUAGAUUACUAUUUUAGUCUUCC
Messenger RNA from Parnassius mnemosyne (clouded apollo), 3774 nucleotides. The record is from the annotation of a GenBank genome assembly. Lineage: Eukaryota; Metazoa; Arthropoda; Insecta; Lepidoptera; Papilionidae.